Klebsormidium nitens is the source of this 2221-nucleotide messenger RNA. The record is from the annotation of a GenBank genome assembly. NCBI's taxonomy places the organism in Eukaryota, Viridiplantae, Streptophyta, Klebsormidiophyceae, Klebsormidiales, Klebsormidiaceae.
UGUCAUUGUCAUGGUCCAGGAGCAAAGGCGCCAUGCCAUGCAAGAUGGAAGACAUGCAGCGCACGUCAGCCCGGGCGCCGAGCUGGACAAUGAGCUGGAGGAAAGGCGCCUCAUGCAUCCUUACAGGCUUCCUCUUCCUUUGCCAACGGCUGGAUUGGGGUCAGCUCUUCCAAUCAGUUUUUUGUCAGCGCAGCAUUGCAAUACGGCCUGGAAGAGGAAGCGAAGACGCAGUUGGACUUGAAGAGAAGGUCCUAUUCCUAGCUUAAUCUACAAAGUGCUGAUCAAGUACCUCUUGUUGAAUUGGGGUUCUUGAGGCAGACGAAGAUGAAUGCUUGCAGUGCAAGCACCUCUCAGGUGCCGUUGAGAUGCACGGCGAUGAUGUCAUCAACGUCAGCAAGAUUGCAGAACCGGAGUGACAUGGGCGUGGUUUCCUUAGCCUGCCCUUCGAGCAAGUCUUUGCGUCAGAAAAGCUGCUGCAAGCCAAGUGGGCCGUCUACCAUCUCAGCAGCUGAAGCCAGCUUGAGCUGCUCCCAGCUAGUCAUCCCAGGCCACACCAGCUCUGACCAGUCGUUUUUGAGAACCUUUAGGCGUUCCCAACUCAGAGCAGCCACAUGCAAAAAGCAUACAACGCGCCUGAGCUCUGAAGAAAGGCAGUCAAUCCGUGCGGCUGCAAGCAAUGGCAGAGGGGAUCCCCCUGAAAAGAAGAAGCCAAGAAACAAAGUUGCUGUGGAGCCGACACUUGGCGACAGAGUGAUGGCUGCAACUACCAAGCUUCUGAAUGUGACCGCAUAUCCGUUGGGGAUAGCCGGGCUGGUUGUUGUGUUGCCGGCCGUAUGGGGGGUCCGCUUAUAUAAGGCGUUGACGAUGGAGCCUCUGGAUAUGAAGGACAAGGUGGUCGUGGUUACUGGAGCCUCAUCAGGUAUUGGAGAGCACAUGGCAUACGAGUACGCACGUCUCGGCGCACGGUUGGGGCUGGUGGCUCGGAGGGGGGAGAAGCUGGAGGAAGUUGCCGAGGAAGCCAGGUUGAUGGGUGCUCCAGACGUGUUGGUAAUUGAGCAAGACCUUGGAACCGAAGAGGGCUGUAAGGCAGCGGUUGACGCAGCACUUGCGCACUUCAAAAAGAUUGAUACCCUGGCCUUGAACGCGGGGAUGUUCCAUGCGUAUCUCUUCACAGACGCCACCGACACGAAACGCUUCGAUUCCAUCAUGGACGUCAAUUUCUGGGGUUACGUCUACAUGACAUACCACGCGUUGGAGCAUCUGCAGAAGAACCGCGGCCAGAUCGUGGUCAACUCAUCCGUCUCCUCCAUUGUGCCCCAGCCGCGAAACUCCAUCUACAAUGCAUCCAAGGCCGCGGUGACCAACUUUUUCCACACUCUCCGCAUCGAGCUCGGGGAUAGCGUACCGAUCACCAUCUUCUCCCCCGGGGUCACCAAGAGCGAGCUUUCCGACGGCAAAAUGUCGCAGGCCGAGGGGAAAGUGCCCGGGCCGGAGAAGGCACGAGAUCUUAGAAAUGAGCAACUGGGGCUCUACCCCAUUGUCCCGACCGCCAUGAUGGCCCGGGACGCUGUCAAGGCCGCCCGGUACAAGAAGCACGACAUUAUCCUCCCAGUCUGGUACAACAUGCUCGGGGUCUACCGGGCACUCGCCCCCGAGGUGCUCGACGUCGGCCUUCGCCUGUGGAUCGUGCAAGAUCCUCCCAUGGCGAAACGUGUAAUCGAUACGUUCAAUAUUAAAGUCGGCCAGCCGACGAAAGACCAGUACGAGGCAGGAGGCUUCCCAAAAGCGGACAAGAGCGAAGAGGACAAGAGCGAGGAGAAGCAACGGGAGAAGGCGGGCUCUCGGCGCUAGUUGAGUUGACUUGGGUUGUAGUCGUUCAUUUUGCGCGCAUUUGUACAGUGUUUUUCAAUUGUUGAAAUAGCGUUUUCCGGUUGCGGCAGCUGCAUGACGCGUUGGUUAUCAAAUUGAUCAGUGGUAUUGUGUCAUUAAUCAGGACAUUACAGUGUGUUUGCGCGAGUUGUUCAUUUUCCGAGGACGAUGGGCCGUCGUUUUUGAGUUUGUGUUUUAGAAAAAUUGCACUGCAUGCAAUUUGUUGUACAGGUGCGAGACAAUUUUAGGCUCGAGACAAAGAGCUGAAGAGAGCGAGUUGUGAUCGGUGAUGCGUUUACUACACGACUUUGUACACAAAAUCCAAUGGUUUUGCUGCUAACUAGUACAGUAC